UUUUUGAUCAGAGAAACCAUUUAUUAAUCGAUUCCAAACACUGCCUCCGUUGUCUGCCCUAACUCUAUAGUCUCUCUCUCUCUCUCUCUCCACAUAAACAGUGUGCCGUGCAAAAAAUGAGAAAAAAUCCCUCGUGACGGAAUUUAUUUUUCCUCCGAAUUUCAUUUUCCAAAUUUCUAAUUCUCCAAUUUUGUCAGUAAUUUUUUUUUUCUUCUCUCUUUCACACUCACUCGUCUCCACGGCGCAACUUUUAUAGAGCGGACCUUCGCAGCCUGUGACUCGACGCUAACGUGCGCACCUCACUUUCUUGGUGAAAUUCCAUUAACGCAGCUUCAAAGCUCUCAGAGAGAAGCCAUUGACAACCUUUGCCCUAGAACUAUUAGAUAGUGAUUGUUUUGAUUAAUUUUAUUAUGGGUUUGAAUGGUUGAAGAACGAGUUGUGUACAAAACAUGAGCUUCGAAAAUUUUGUGAUAGAGAAUUGGAAGGUUAUGGUUGGUUUUCGAGAUUGUUGUGUGCUGUUUUGGGCACUGAAGGUGGGUUAGGGUUACUUAAAAAAGGGGUUUCUGAUUGAGGAUUUGUGUAGCUACAAUGGAUGGGGAGGAUAAGAAGUGUGGGAUAAAGAGAAGAUCGAAGCCGGUUGAGAUCGGUUUGGUUUCGGACGACGAUGAGCCCAUUGGGACUUUGUUCAAAUUGAGGAGAACAAAAAACCCUAAGAAGGUUAAGUCUGGGUUAGAGAGUGAGGGGAUAAAGAAGGUUGAGAUUGGAGAAGAGAAAUUGAAGGUUGAGGGAGAGGAUUUUGGGGGUAUGGAUGAUACUUUGGCGAGUUUCAAGAAGAAGUUGAAGGGUCCAAAGAAAGACUGUGGAUCUGGAAUUCUAAGGGGAAGGAGUUCUACUUUGAAUGCAGUGGAUUCUUCGGAUAGAUCAUCGAAUGGGCCUGUGGAGGAUGUGGAGAAAGGGCGUGUAAUGGGUGGUGAUGAAGGGUCUGAUGUGACUAUGGAUGUAGGGGUAGAAUCCAAGUGUAAAGGGAAAGUGAAGAGACCCAAGAUAAAUUCAGUGGUGAAAACAGUAGAUGGUCAUGUUGCUUUGGAUAAUGAUUUAGAGUCUAUGGGAUCUGGGUGUAAUUCUUUGAGGGAGGAGUCUGGUUUGUGCCCCAGGGAAGGUCCUAAUCAGUCUGUGGAUGAAAAUUUGAAAGACUCGUUAUCGGAAUUUGUUCGUAAGGCACAGUCUGGUUUAAUUAAGAAAUAUCGGAUUUCUCCAAGUUUAAAGCAGAAAAGUGAGGCCCAGACUUUGGAGGAUGGGUUGAGCCCGUGCUCUGAAAGUUCUGUAGGUGUUUCGAAGCUCGUAACCCUAGGGAGACUUAGAUCUGGUUCUUCCUCAAAAUUGGAGUGCACCAGUUUGAAAUCUAAAAAUAGAAGAUCAGAUGACAGCUUUUGUGAAGUUUCUGACUGCAUAGAAGAGAACCAUGAUUCAACUAGAGGGCUUCCUUCUGAUUCAGCAAUUAAAGAAGAGAGUAUGAAACCUAGUGACAAUGGAUAUGAUAGAUCGUCCAAAAUUAUUUUUGAGGAUCCACCUACUCUUUCAAUAUCUUCAAGAUCUCCCUCCAAAGGGAUUCAAAAUGAGGCCAUGGAGGACCCUUGUGGUUCAAAUGUGCAGGAGGGAUAUAAAGUGGACAAUGAUAGUUUGAAUGAAGUUUGUGAUGGAGAGUUUAUUUGUGUUCAACUCAAGGACAAUUACUCUGCACCUAGCCAAAAGGCUGCAAUGGGAAUUCAUACAUUUAAGGAUAGAUUAAAGCAUUGUCCUACAGUUAGCACAAGCACUUUGCUUCAUGAUGCUGUAAAAUUUCCAAAUUCUAUCUCUGGCCCUACGAAGAUGGAAGAAGACAAUGAGUUUGACAUAGGUUUUAGAGAUACAUUCACCCGACAGUCGGAGGGUAUUCCAACAGCACAUGUAUCAAAUGCAAACCUUGAAAUUUCCUCUUCUAUGGUCCAGAAAGAAAUUGUGGGGACUUUCCAUGAUGAUGAGUUGUUAAAGAAAUCAUGUAUAUACAAUCCCAAGGAUAUUUGCAAUUCAGUUUCUGGAAAAGUUUUGGAGGUUUCGUCAAAAUGUAUAUCUCAAUACUCCUCUCCUCAUCUCAUGAAGAUGGGAGAUGCUUGCAGUGAUGGUGAUGGUGAUGGUAUUAAUACUUGCACCGAUGAGCCAGAUCUUGCUUCAGAUUCUAUGCAAAAGGAACAUGUUAUGGUUUCUGAUGUUCGGUUAUCUCCACAUACUAUGACGUCUACCGGAGAGCAUAAGUCAGGACUUGCUUUCCAGUUGAAUCACCAGGACAAAUUUUCAGAGCCUUGUCUUUAUCCAAAUAAGUCUUUGGCGUCCAUUCAGAAGUGCAACUCCACUUUACAUCAAAAUCAGCCUUCUGAUGAUGCGUCGAAAGGCAUUUGUGUUCCUAGUCAUGAUUAUGUUUCAGCCAAUGAGGAGGCUAAUGGAGCUUCUUCUCCAUCUAUAACUCGAGAUGAAAAUGACAAUUACCCAGAAGAUGCAACAUCUGUGCCUGAUUGUGAAAACAAAGAUGGAAAGCUAUCAGCUGUCCAGCGUGUUCCGCGCAAGCCUAAGAAGCGUAGGCAUGGAGACAUGGCUUAUGAGGGGGAUGCUGACUGGGACAUUUUGUUAAAUGAACAAGGUUUCCUUGAAAGUCAGGGUGUUGUAGAUAAUGAGCAUUCUAAUAGAACAAGAGCAAAGUCUGAUACCUCCUCAAUUAUUGCUGUAGAGGCUGAAAAUGGUAGUGCAGCGGCAGUAUCAGCUGGGCUGAAAGCUCAUGCAGCUGGUCCAGUUGAGAAGAUUAAAUUUAAGGAGGUCUUGAAGCGCAAAGGUGGGCUUCAGGAGUAUUUGGAGCGCAGGAAUCGGAUAUUGAGUCUUUGGAGUAAAGAUGUUAGCCGUAUUUUACCACUUGCUGACUGUGGGGUCUCUGAUACUCCUUUUGAGGACGAACCAUCACAUGCUACACUUAUCAGGGAGAUCUAUGCAUUUCUUGAUCAUAGUGGAUAUAUAAAUGUUGGAAUUGCUUCUGAGAAGGAGAAAGCAGAAACUAAUGCUAAGCAUAAUUAUCAGCUUCUAAAUGGAAAAAAUCUGAAGGAAAAUUCUGGGUCUUCAGUGGCUGAUUUGGAGGAUGGAGUUUCUUUUAUUGUUGGUCAGGUUAAGAGUUCUGAUACUUCAAUGGAGGCAAAGAAUGAUGUUAUCCUUGAAAAUGCAACUCAAAUGCUUGGAGCUAUUAGAGGUAGCAGGACUGGUACUCCUGCUGCACCUGAAUUACCUGAUGCAACAGAACGUGAAGAAUGUCUGGCUGAUGAUUACCCAGAAUAUGGUAGCAUUGACAAUAUGCCCGUUGACAAUAUGCCCGUUCUAAGUACUGGUCUGUCAUGUGAAAAACUGGAUGGUCUAACAGACCCUGUCAUAACAUCUGAGUUAGUGAAUGACUCGUGCACCAUUCAAUCUGCCUCAGAUGAUCAGGUUGGGGGGGAUCACUCUCUGCAGUGUGAUUCUGAUGUUAGAAAGAGAAUCAUUAUUGUAGGAGCUGGUCCUGCUGGCUUAACUGCUGCACGCCACUUGCAACGGCAGGGUUUUUCUGUAACAGUUCUUGAAGCUAGGAGUAGGAUAGGUGGCCGUGUUUUUACAGACCGCUCAUCUCUGUCUGUUCCUGUGGAUCUUGGUGCUAGCAUCAUUACUGGUGUUGAGGCUGAUGUGGCUACUGAAAGGAGACCGGAUCCUUCCUCAUUGGUUUGUGCUCAGUUGGGCCUCAAGUUGACUGUGCUAAACAGUGACUGCCCUCUUUAUGAUAUUGUUACAGGUCAAAAAGUUCCUGCAGAUCUGGAUGAUCGCCUGGAAGCAGAAUACAACAGCCUUCUGGAUGAUAUGGUACUGCUUGUUGCCCAGAGAGGGGAACAUGCAAUGAGAAUGUCCCUUGAGGAUGGCUUAGAAUAUGCCCUUAAGAAGCGUCGUUUGGCGCGAUUAGGAACAAAUAAGGAAGAGACUGAACUGCAUGGUUCUAAAAAUGCUUUCUUUGAUUCCAAUAAAGGUAGCGUUGAUGGCAGUUUUCCUCUGAGAAAUUAUUCUAAAGAGAUUUUGGAUCCUUUGGAGAGGAGGGUUAUGGACUGGCAUUUUGCCAACUUAGAGUAUGGUUGUGCUGCUCUGCUUAAGCAAGUAUCUCUUCCCUACUGGAACCAAGAUGAUGUUUAUGGAGGAUUUGGAGGAGCUCAUUGUAUGAUUAAAGGGGGUUACAGCACUGUUGUUGAGUCUCUUGGAGAUGGACUUCCCAUUCGCUUGAACCAUAUAGUUACAAAUGUUUCAUAUGAAACCAAGGACUCUGGAAGUAAUGGUAGUGGGAGUUAUAGAGUCAAAGUUUCUACAUCAAAUGGCAGUGAAUUUUCGGGAGAUGCUGUCCUGAUUACAGUGCCGCUUGGGUGCUUGAAAGCAGAUACCCUAAAGUUUUCCCCACCUUUACCCCAAUGGAAACAUUCUUCUAUCCAGAGGCUUGGCUUUGGAGUUCUCAAUAAAGUGGUUUUGGAGUUUCCGGAAGUAUUCUGGGAUGAUUCUGUGGAUUACUUUGGAGCAACAGCUGAGGAAACAAACCGAAGGGGCCAGUGCUUUAUGUUCUGGAAUCUUAGGAAAACAGUUGGGGCUCCUGUUCUUAUAGCUUUAGUGGUUGGUAAGGCAGCUAUAGAUGGCCAAAACAUGAGCUCGUCUGAUCAUGUAAACCAUGCAUUAAUGGUUCUCCGUAAACUUUUUGGUGAGGCUUCAGUUCCUGAUCCAGUUGCAUCAGUAGUGACAGACUGGGGCAGGGAUCCUUUUAGCUAUGGUGCUUACUCCUAUGUUGCUGUUGGAGCAUCUGGAGAAGAUUAUGAUUUAUUGGGAAGGCCUGUAGAGAAUUGUUUGUUUUUUGCUGGUGAAGCCACCUGCAAGGAGCAUCCCGACACAGUUGGUGGUGCAAUGAUGAGUGGGCUACGGGAAGCAGUGCGUAUAAUUGACAUAUUGAGGACUGGAAAAGACUAUACUGCAGAAGUAGAGGCAAUGGAGGUUGUCCACAGACAGAGUGACUUUGAGAGGGAUGAAGUUAGGGACAUAACAAAGAGACUUGAUGCAGUUGAGCUUUCUAAUGUCCUCUACAAGGACUCUUUAGAUGGAGGCCAGAUUUUGACAAUAGAAGCUUUACUACAGGAGAUGUUCUUUAAUGCAAAAACUACUGCAGGACGAUUGUGUGUGGCCAAAGAGUUGUUGAAUCUUCGUGUUGAAACCUUGAAAUCCUUUGCUGGGACCAAGGAAGGGCUUACUACACUCAACUCAUGGAUACUGGACUCUAUGGGGAAGGAUGGGACCCAACUCUUGCGGCAUUGUGUUCGUCUACUUGUACGAGUUUCAACUGAUCUACUUGCUGUGCGCUUGUCAGGCAUAGGGAAAACUGUGAAAGAAAAAGUUUGUGUACAUACUAGCCGAGAUAUACGUGCAGUAGCAAGUCAGCUAGUUAAUGUGUGGCUUGAAGUCUUUCGCAAGGAAAAAGCUUCUAAUGGUGGAUUGAAGUUAUCGAGGCAAGCAACUGCUAUAGAUUCAGCAAAGAGAAAAUCUCUUAAAGAUCCAGUAAUGGGAAAGCCGCCUCUGCACACACAUCAUGGUGCUUUGGAGAAUAAAGGAAACUUGCAGGUUCCUGCAUCUGGAAGUUUCUUGCCUUCUAAUGCAAAUUUGAAGAAAGUGAAUGGCAAAGCAGCCCAACACGAAACUACAAAUGACUCAAAAAUGGAGAUUACAUCAAGGUCCCAAGGUUCAAUAGGUACACUGGAUACUGAGCUGGAGGGCAACAAUGUUGCUAUGUCUGAGGAAGAACAGGCUGCCUUUGCUGCUGCAGAAGCAGCCCGUGCUGCGGCACUUGCAGCUGCUGAGGCCUAUGCGUCAUCAGAAGCCAAAUGUAAUACAUCACUGCAGCUUCCUAAGAUACCAUCAUUUCACAAAUUUGCUAGACGGGAUCAAUUUUCCCAAAUGGAUGAGGUUGAUACUAGAAGGAAAUGGUCUGGGGGAGUUUUGGGAAGACAAGAUUGUAUAUCAGAAAUAGACUCUAGGAACUGCAAAGUUAGGAACUGGUCUGUUGAUUUCUCUGCUGCUUGUGCUAACCUUGACAGUUCAAAAGUUUCAGUGGAUGACCUCUCAUUGCGGAGCCAUUCAAAUGAGAUUGCCAGCCAUUUGAACUUCAGAGAGCACUCUGGUGAAAGUGUGGCGGUGGAUAGCAGUAUUUAUACUAAAGCAUGGGUUGAUACAGCUGGUAGUGUGGGGAUAAAGGACUAUCAUGCAAUUGACAGAUGGCAAUCUCAGGCAGCUGCAGCUGAUUCUGAAUUCUUCCGUUCGACUGUGAAUAUAAAGGAUGAGGAGGAUUCGAACACAAGUUCGAGACUACCCACCUGGAGGCAUGAUAGAUUGGCAAAUGAGAGUUCUGUUUCACAAGUUACAGUAAACAAGGAGUCUGUAAAAAAUCUUUCUCGAGGGGCUGACCGCAUUAAGCAGGCUGUUGUGGAUUAUGUUGCAUCAUUGCUUAUGCCCCUUUAUAAAGCAAGGAAAAUUGAUAAGGAAGGAUACAAGUCAAUUAUGAAGAAAACUGCAACUAAGGUCAUGGAGCAGGCCACAGAUGCUGAAAAAACAAUGUCUGUUUCAGAGUUUCUUGAUUUCAAGCGCAGGAAUAAGAUCCGUUCCUUUGUGGACAAACUGAUUGAGAGGCACAUGGAAAUGAAGCCAAAUGUGAAAUCUUGAUAAUCCCAGGGAUUGGGUGACCUUUUUUUGGUACCAUUUAUGUGCAAGGCUUGGAGUGGUCUGGUUCCUUGUUUCUGCAGGAGUUUGUUGCAUAUAUUGUGGUGGUGGGGCAUGGUUGGUAUCCUGUUAAUGAUCCAGAAGGCAUUGUGGAAGAAACGGGAUGGUUUUUUGUUGCCUGUUUGGUCAUAAUGGCAUUGCCUCCCAAUGCAAACUGUUCAAGGUCUGAUGCCUCCUUGCAAGUGUGAUCAGAGAUGGUCAUGGAGUACAACAAAAGGCCAUUUUUGGUGGUGGCAUAGACUUCUUGCUUUAGAAAUCGGCUCAAGUAUUGUAACUUGGAUGGUCUGGACUGCAGGCAUCUGGGUGGAACGAUAAGAUUGGAUUACUUUCAGCAAUUGGUUCAUCAUCCAUCAAGGCUGCACCUCCUAGGGUGAAAAGUUAAGCCCUAUUUUUUUGUUCGGGGAUCCCCCUAGAUGAGACAAUUUAUCUUGACAUUCUUGUUUUCAAUAUGUACAGAUUAGGAUAUUUUAGUGUCAACAAGCAUACAGAAUCUUUUUCCAUCCUUUCAUCAAAAGGACUUCAACAUUGUUCAGAUUUUUUUAGUUGAACAUUAGUUACUAACUUAUCUUUUGUUCGCUAAAUUUUGAGCAAAGGAAUUGCAAUUUGCCUUCAAAAGUGCAUCUUUGAUGGCCUUGACUUCCACUUGGAUUUUGUCUUUUAUUCUGUUCGCACUUGCAGCGCAUCCUGGAUGUAUGUUUGUGUCUGGUGUAUUAUAUAUUAUUAACAACAUUUAAGGAUUAAGGGCAUCUAUCACGUGGUUUGUGACACUGAAUCGACAUAAAUAUGCUAAGGUGCCUGUUUCAUAUUUGAUCACCUAAAUUCAUUUGACAUUGUAUGACAGAUAAUACCUUCAAGAUCAACUUUCAGGUAUUGUUUUGGUGUUGCACUAUUUAUACUGAGCUUCAUCACAUUGUGUAUGUACAUUUUGAAAUUAAGUGAUUUAAUCCUUCCUAUCCUAAUCUACCCUUCUGUUUCAGCUGUUGUUGUUUUUUAUUUAUUUAUUUUUUUUAAAAUUUUUUUAUCUUACUGCUUACACUCAUUUGUUGGCUUGUUGCUAGGUUGGGGAAAAUAUUGUGGCUGUCUUGCUCAUGAGAGGUACGCCUGCUGUUGCCUUAUAACUGGUUUGCACCCGUAAGUUUUGAUCUUUUAUGCCAUUGAUUUCACGAAGAAAUUCUUAGGCUGCCUGUUAAACCCCCACCUCCUUGAUUAAUUAUAGUUGGGUCCUUUUCUUAUUUGAAGUU
Messenger RNA from Quercus lobata, 8078 nucleotides. It is a transcript of the gene LDL3, whose product is annotated as LSD1-like 3. Gene Ontology annotation, molecular function: oxidoreductase activity; protein binding. NCBI's taxonomy places the organism in Eukaryota, Viridiplantae, Streptophyta, Magnoliopsida, Fagales, Fagaceae. The record is from RefSeq and is a predicted model, not a curated record. Bases 589 to 6780 code for a protein of 2063 amino acids. The transcript has 9 exons.